GUUUCCUUUUGAUCAGUGAACAGGGACACAGAGGGAGCAAGGAGGUGAGAAAGGGAAAGGAGGGUAUAGAAGGACAUAGGGAGAGGAAGGCAGAAAGGCAGAGGAAUAGAAGGACAGGGAAGAGUAUAUACAUCGGAUAUAUAGGUGUACAUACCAAUACUUCAGUGACAGAGAAGCAGAAUCAUAGACAAGUAUAAGGAAAUACUGUUUAUGUUGUUUACAACAUAUCAAAAUUAAAAGCAUAUGUUGAAAAUUGUGCAGCGAUAUAGAGGUACAAAACUAUAGGGACUUUAUUGAAGAGGAGUAACUCACUGUAUAGAGAUUAAAGUGGAGGUACAGCAGAUCUGUAUUUGGAAACCUAAACCCUUUUUGUUGAGACCUUUGGAUUCAAACCUUUUACGGUUGGACACCGCUGGAUUACGACCAUGUCUACAACCAUGUCCCCUACAACAAUGGACAGAGAAGGCACGCAAGGAGGCUGGGUCAAGAAGAACCCACUGAUUGGGCUGCGUUGGAGGAGGUUGGAGGAGCCAUUGGGAUUCAUUAAAUUGCUGGAAUGGCUCUUUGCUAUCUUUGCCUUUGGAAGUUGUGGCUCGUAUAGUGGAGAAACAGCAGCCACAGUUACGUGCAAGGAAACAGAAACUGAAAUAAAUCUUAUAUCUGUGCCCUUUGGGUACCCUUUCAGACUAUAUCGUCUGCGAUAUGAGAUGCCAGCUUGUGCCGAUAUAGAAAAACGUGUUAUGCACCUCUCUGGGGAUUUUUCUGCUCCUGCAGAGUUCUUUGUCACAAUGGGAGUUUUUUCUUUCCUGUACUCUAUGCUGGCACUGGUUAUUUAUCUGCGGUUCCAUGAACAAUACACCCAGAUCCGUAGAGUGCCUAUCGUGGACCUAUGUGUGACUGGAGUCUUUGCCUUCCUGUGGCUGGUGGCAGCUUCAGCCUGGGGAAAGGGUCUGAUGGAUGUGAAACUGGCCACUCAUCCCUAUAGCCUACUAUCACCAAUGCCAGUGUGCCAACUGGAGAAAGCCACAUGCAGUCUUGGUACUACACCAUACUUUGGCCUAGCCAACAUAUCUGUGCUCUUCGGAUUUUUGAAUUUCCUGAUCUGGUCAGGCAAUGUGUGGUUCGUUUAUAAGGAGACAGCCUGGAGCAAACCAGCAUCCACCAAGGAGGAAUCUGCAGAGCGCGGUGAAGCUGAAGAUCGCCAGUGAGACGUAUGGCCUUCCACGAUCAACUACUCUUCCCCUUUCAAUCACCUCUCCUUCUGGAGGACUAAGCCGAUCCAUUAAUAUCUUUGUUUUCAGUGUUCUUUCAUUUUAUUAACGUUUGUACGGACCCAAAUCUAAGAUGACCAGUCUUCCCCAUUAAGAAAUCUCUAAGGUUAAGCAUCCCACACUAGUGGAAAUAUUUGGUCAUCAAGUCCUAAAAGCAAUAAUGGCAUUUUUGAAUUACUAUUUCUUAUCAUAACCCCCACGUCAACUGCCUCAACUUCCAGUGUUACUGGUGCUAUUUAUUGAUUAAAAUAAUCUCCAGUUUGUUCAU
Spea bombifrons (plains spadefoot toad) is the source of this 1539-nucleotide messenger RNA. It is a transcript of the gene SYPL2, whose product is annotated as synaptophysin like 2. The transcript has 6 exons. Bases 426 to 1208 code for a protein of 260 amino acids. Gene Ontology annotation, cellular component: synaptic vesicle membrane; synaptic vesicle. The record is from RefSeq and is a predicted model, not a curated record. NCBI's taxonomy places the organism in Eukaryota, Metazoa, Chordata, Amphibia, Anura, Pelobatidae.